Xylaria bambusicola is the source of this 711-nucleotide messenger RNA. RefSeq lists its product as uncharacterized. The coding region runs from base 1 to 711 and encodes 236 amino acids. Lineage: Eukaryota; Fungi; Ascomycota; Sordariomycetes; Xylariales; Xylariaceae. Gene Ontology annotation, molecular function: oxidoreductase activity, acting on paired donors, with incorporation or reduction of molecular oxygen; heme binding; iron ion binding. The record is from RefSeq and is a predicted model, not a curated record. The transcript has 4 exons.
AUGAGGCGCUGGACGCAAACCCAAUCUAGCCAUGUUUUAGCAGCUUCUUUCGCAUGGAGGAAUCAAUCUUGGUGUAUUUUCGCUAUUGCUGGUACGCGCACUCAGGCUGUUGUUUGCCACAAAGCCUCAGGGUCUCAAGAAGGUUGCGAAUGCGGGACGCAUCCCCCAACGUUCCCUUCUGUCGUUCCCUUAUUGGGAAGUCUACCCAUCGCAUAUUUGUUCAAUCCAAAGGCAUUCAUCUUGGAUAGGAACAAUUUCGUCCAGACUAGGCACCCUACGCGCGUCAAGAUACUUCACCAAGAAUUCUACGUCGUCCGGGGACCGGAUAAUGUCAAGGCGCUCUUCAAAGCUUUCUGGGCGUGCACAUCAAUUCCUUUCGUCAAAUUCACUCUUGGACACGCCUUUGGCCUACCGACGAGGGUGCUGAGUCUAUUUGACCAGGAUGACUCUGGUGGCAGCCAUUCUCUAGUCCGAUUCCUUGAAGGAAAAGGACUUCCGCCCUUCUGGAAUAGGUUCAAAGAUAACAUCACGCAGCGACUGCGCACUAUGUGCGAUCACAUCGGGUCCGACUGGGAUCAUCAUCCCGAUUUGAAGAAAAUGGUCGGAGAUGAGGCUACCAUGUCAAUCCUCAAUGCUCUUUGCGGCCCGCACCUUUUGGUCCUGAACCCGGAUUUCCUCGAGAGCUUUCGGAACUUCGAUCACAAUUUGUAG